Molecule: messenger RNA, 697 nt
Organism: Nilaparvata lugens (brown planthopper)
Lineage: Eukaryota; Metazoa; Arthropoda; Insecta; Hemiptera; Delphacidae
Exons: 2
Source: RefSeq, a predicted model, not a curated record
AAAAGGGGAUAAGUCCCAUUUUUCCGAAAAUGGGGUUUUUGUGGCAAGUCAUUCACAGGACUAUUCCUCAGCUGUGUAGAAAGUUAUAAGUCAGAUGUUGUAUUCACAGCCUUCACAAUAGAAAGUGUGUCUUAUGGGAUAACUGAAUAUUGAAAUAAUUCUGUUAUGUAGAAGGGGUUAUGUCAGUGCAAAUAACUUACCUCCUUUUACAUGACCAGAGAAAGCUCCUGAUUUAUGUGUAAAAAGGGACAAGUUCAAAACGUAUUGACUUAUCUCCUUAUGCACUACUACGGUUUGUGUAAUCCUAGCCAAAGUCUCAAGACUAAACGCCUUAAUUCUCAGCCUGCAGCCACAUCCUCAUUAUUGUUUUGACGAGAUGUCACGUGCAGACAAGUUAUUAGAUAUCGUCUUUCAAGCAAAGAAUGAUCAGCAAGGCAGAGGGCAUCAUGGAACAUCAUCCCCUGAAAAGCUACGCCAGAAAGUUCUCCAAGUUCUACAUCCAGUAUCUACUUGGACCUGUGCAACAGAGGAGAUAUUCAGGGACACAGUUUGUCAGGAACUUGUACAGGUAUCAGAUGAACAAUUUGAGUUAAAAUGUAAUUCGCCAGUAAAUUCAUCAAUGGGGGCAGAUGAGAUGGCUCAUGCUUUAUCGAGUGAAGCUGCUACCGGAUUGGCUACUGUUGUAGAAGUAGAAGAA